This is a messenger RNA of Geodia barretti, 1053 nucleotides long. NCBI's taxonomy places the organism in Eukaryota, Metazoa, Porifera, Demospongiae, Tetractinellida, Geodiidae. The record is from the annotation of a GenBank genome assembly.
GCACCAAUGUAUUUGGUGUUUUGUGGAGGGAUCAAAGGAAUGCGCUACAUUUUGCCUGAAGUCUUGAUGAACCCGAUUAUAAGUGAUUCAUUUGGGUUUGGCGAAGAGAGCACUUCUUUGUUUUUCAUUCUUUUCAUUUUUACACUCUCUGCUGGAACUAUACUUCUUUACACACUUCAGUAUUUCAAGGUGAAAGGCUACAGUCUGACAGUGGUGGGACUGACAUGUACGAUCACAUCACUGCUGAUAAUGACAGACUGGCAGGCCAUUGGCAGCGAUCCCUGCACAGAGCACAGUCUGUUCCACCAUCCACAACUGGCCGACCAGUACAGACUAGAGCUAGCAGAGUCUAACAUCUCAGAGUCUGGGAUGGUGAGUGUCCAGAGUCUGCUGGUGGUGGAGGGAGAGGUGUACCUGAUGGCAGUCAAUAGGUGUGAGUCUGCAGGGGAACACUGUCACUGGAUACCCAACUCCCUAGUGACUGGCAAACACUGCAGUGACUGCCAGCCAAUCUGUAGAAGUCCUACACACACUCUCAACUUUGUCCAGUUCACUGUUGGUGCUGUCGUCUUAACCUCCACUAUACCCCUUGCAUACAUUGGAACGUUUCUCUUACUAUCAAACACCGUCCCUGAACAAUAUCAGGGAAUCAGUGCAGGGGCAACUGUUGGUCUGAUGGGAGCAACAAGAGGUGUUUUUCCCUUGAUAAUGGAUGUUGUGUAUGAGCAUGCACAGAAGCGGACUUACCUGGUGAUGCUGAUUCAAGUGGGGCUCUUCCUGCCAUUACUGAUUGGAUUGUUCCUCUUCUAUCCCUGGCUGGCAGGGAGUCGUAAGAUUGACUACUCUCAUGAGAAUCAGGACAAACAGGGGGAGGUGGAAGGAGGGGAGGAAGAGGAAGUUACUGAUGAGACUACUGGACUUAUGCCAAAAACACUAUAAACAAUACUGUACUGUAUAAAGCUCAUUAGCGGCAAGGACUUUACACACAUAGUCGUGACACAUAAGUAUCUUUCCUGCUUGUAGUAUUAUAUCAUUGUGUUAUAAUUAUUAUGU